AUGUUGUCUAAGAUUGCCCUAGCUUCUUCUAUGAUCCCCGUUGCUCUAGCCUGUCUAGGCUACGAGGGGGGUCUCCCACAGCAUACCGCCCACCACUCAAACAGCGCCCCGAUCGAGAUUGCUGCUGGUCAAACUUUUGAUGCUGGCUGGGCCAAGUAUGACCGUGGUUCCGGCGCAUGCACUAGCGGUGAAGGUGGAAAUGAUGAUGCUGUCUUCAUCCUCCGAUCUGGUGCAACUCUGAAGAACGUCAUCAUUGGAAAAGACCAGAAGGAGGGGGUUCACUGCGAGGGCCCCUGCACUUUGGAGUUCGUUUGGUUUGAGGACGUUUGUGAGGAUGCUAUCACCGUUCGAGGAGACUCUGCCGGACAAGAGUCCUGGAUCAUUGGCGGUGGUGCUUACCACGCCAGCGACAAGGUUGUCCAGCACAAUGGCUGUGGUACUGUGAAUAUAAUCAACUUCUACGCCGAAGACUACGGCAAGGUCUACCGCUCCUGCGGCAACUGCAGCUCCCAGUGCAAGCGCAAUGUCUACGUUGAGGGCACUACCGCAUACAACGGUGGUGAAAUUGUCGGCAUCAACCUGAACUAUGGGGACACCGCUACCUUGAAAAACGUCUGCACCGACGCCGACCACCCUUGCGUCUUCUAUGAUGGCUGCAGCAACAGCUGUGAGCCGCAGAAAGUCGGAUACUGCUCUGGUUAA
Molecule: messenger RNA, 702 nt
Organism: Aspergillus puulaauensis
Lineage: Eukaryota; Fungi; Ascomycota; Eurotiomycetes; Eurotiales; Aspergillaceae
Product: pectate lyase
Exons: 3
Coding region: 1-702 (233 amino acids)
Biological process (GO): pectin catabolic process
Cellular component (GO): extracellular region
Molecular function (GO): pectate lyase activity
Source: RefSeq, a predicted model, not a curated record